Molecule: messenger RNA, 4593 nt
Organism: Dermacentor andersoni
Lineage: Eukaryota; Metazoa; Arthropoda; Arachnida; Ixodida; Ixodidae
Molecular function (GO): zinc ion binding
Source: RefSeq, a predicted model, not a curated record
CACGGGAAGGUUUCGCUGCCAGCCCGCUGUGGCGUCGCGGUGUAGUACGGUUGUCUCUUAGAAAAGCAAGAAAAAAAAAGAAUAAGCUUAGCGAAAGUUGUCCGGGUUGUCUACGCUUGAAUCUUCGCUACGGAUAGCCCCUCACCAAGCGGGAUACCGUCUUCGGAGACUUCAGUAGAGGACUGACAGUCUCUCUGCUGCAGAAUGAGGAAGGACAUACAGUAUAGAGAUUUGCCCGGAGGGCCUCUGAUGGUCAAGUUCGCCGACGAGCUGCCGCUGUGCUCUCUCUGCUCGAAAUGUGGCAUGCUCUCCAAGGACAUGUUCGAGGACCCGUCGUCGCACGCGUUCUGCAGCAUAUGUAUCUUCGAGUGCAGUGACCGGAAGAAGAUACACUGCAAGUACGAGAACAAGGACGUCUCUGUCGAAGAGAUGAUGCCUGCAAUUGAUAUAAUAAAUGUUGUCAUGGACCAAGUGGUUUUCUGUCCAAAUACGAGCGACGGCAACUCCUGCACUAAGUAUUGUACUCUGAAGGACUUGGAGGGACAUUACUUGGAAUGUGAAAAAACAAAAAUCAUCUGCUUGUCGUGUGGCGAUACAGUAAAAGGCAGAGAUUGGCAAACCCACGUGACGUCAUGCCCGCAGCAAAUCAUGCAGUGCCGCUACUGCGUAGUGGCAGUUCCUCGCUUCAGGCUGGAGCUGCACGAACGCCUGUGCAGCUACAAUCCCAAUGCGGUCCGGGAAGCCGAUACGUCUCCUAUGGCAGCGAUGGAUUUCACAUCCCGGCGGCGCAGUGAUUGGGCCCGAAAUGAAAAGCAACUUCCGGUCUCUGUAAACACGAACAAGCCACACCUGAUACCUGAAGCCAAGCCGAGUGACAUCAGUAAGGUCGACGACGACACCAUCCUGAGUUGUCGAAAAUGCAAUCGCAAUGUGAAAAGCAAAAAUAUGGAUAAGCAUAUCAGAGUUUGUCUACAAAGGACCAAUGGUCCAAGUUCACCAGAAGCGAGGCAGACACCUGAAAUCGCUCCCGUGCUGCCUACGCGAGGAGCUGCUGCGAUCAGAGCUCCAGCUCAAGAAUACCUUCAACAUAAAACCCAAGAGCGCGUUCUACCGGCUUUACCUAUUUUACUUCCUACGCUAGAUGGCCAUCCGAAUGAGCAUGCGCUGCCCACACGAGAACAUGUUGCGGCGAGAGCAUCGAUGCAACCAGAUUUUAACUUUCAACGCCAGAUGUUUGCUCAACCUGCUUCGCCUAUUCCGCAUAUUGCACCAGGAGAACGAUGGCCCGCGAUACUGGGAGACUACAAUGGGGUUCGUCAAGGAGGCGGCAAUAUCCAAAUGGCCACCCAUGACAAUCUGGAAAACAAGCCUUCACAGUCUGAAGCGACUACUACAGAAGUGGCAGUCGUGGCAUCGGAUAUGGGCAGCCUGCUGAGCAGUUACGAGAUGCUGAGUCUUUCUGAUGUACCUACUGCAGACGACAUCACUGAGCACGGACACUACCCUGGGCCUCGUCAAGGAGGCGAAGGUUCGCAAAUGGCCGCUGGUGACAUUGUUGGAACGCAGCCUUCACAGUCUGAACAGACUUCAGGACACUACAGUGGGGUUCGUCAAGAAAGUGGCUAUUCCCAAAUGGCCGCAAGUAACAUUGUGCAAACGCAACCUUCACGGUCUGAAGAGGCUCCGGACGAUCAUCGUCGGAGCAGCUCCAGAAAGUCAAACCCGAGCUCACAAUCUCUACAACCGCCGAUCGGCAAAUGGCCACAACAGCUGCAGCAAGGAGACUGGGGAGGAUCUAAAACGACAAACUGCUCAGGCAAAUCGCGAUCAGAAGUGGCAGCCGUGGCAUCGGAUAUGGGCAGCCUGCAGAGCAGUUACGAGAUGCUGAGUCUUUCUGAUGUACCUGCUGAUGACGACAUCACUAAGCACGGACACUACCUUGGGGCUCGUCAAGGAGGCGAAGGUUCCCAAAUGGCCGCUGGUUACAUUGUUGGAAGGCAGCCUUCACGGUCUGAAGAGACUUCAGGACACUACAGUGGUUUUCGUCAAGAAGGUGGCUAUUCCCAAAUGGCCGCAAGUAACAUUGUGCAAACGCAGCCUUCACGGUCAGAAGAGGCUCCGACGGAGGCUCCUGGCCCAUGGUCCAACAUUUUGAAUUACGUCGGCUUGGGACGCUACCUUGGCACUCGUCCAGUAGGCGGAUGUUCCGAAACGGCCACUGAUGACGUUGCGGGAACACAGUCUUCACGGUCUGAAGAGACUUCAGGGCAAUGCGGUGAGGUUGGUCAAGAAGCUGGCUGUUCCCAAAUGGCCGCAAGUGAAAGUGUGCAAACGCAGCCUUCACGGUCUGAAGAGACUCCGACGGAGGCUCCUGGCCCAUGGUCCAACAUAUUGAAUUACGUCGGCUUGGGACGCUACCUUGGCACUCGUCAAGUAGGCGGAUGUUCCGAAACGGCCACUGAUGACGUUGCGGGAACACAGUCUUCACGGUCUGAAGAGACUUCAGGGCACUGCGUGGAGGUUGGUCAAGAAGCUGGCUAUUCCCAAAUGGCCGCAAGUGAAAGUGUGCAAACGCAGCCUUCACGGUCUGAAGAGACUCCGACGGAGGCUCCUGGCCCAUGGUCCAACAUAUUGAAUUACGUCGGCUUGGGACGCUACCUUGGCACUCGUCAAGUAGGCGGAUGUUCCGAAACGGCCACUGAUGACGCUGCGGGAACACAUUCUUCACGGUCUGAAGAGACUUCAGGGCACUGCGUGGAGGUUGGUCAAGAAGCUGGCUAUUCCCAAAUGGCCGCAAGUGAAAGUGUGCAAACGCAGCCUUCACGGUCUGAAGAGACUCCGGGCGAUCAUCAUCGGAGCAGCUCCAGAAAGUCAAACCCGAGCUCACAAUCUCUACAACCGCGAAUCGGCAAAUGGCCACAACAGCUGCAGGAAGGAGACUGGAGAGGAUCUAAAACGAUUCACUGCACAGGCAAAGCUCCAUCAGUACUCCACGAUGGCAGGAAAGAAAAGCACCUGUCGCCUGAGAGUGCCGAACCAAAUGAGAAAAAUGCUUCAUUUGUGGAAGCUAGAAGAGAUGCCUUCAGUACAUCUGAGAAAAUAGAAAAGCGCUUGUUUUGCUUUAGUUUCUUUAGAAAGUGGAAUUUCUGACGAUUUAAAUCAUUCAGCGAAAGCCUAUAUAAAUGUAGCUUUUGUGAUCUAUAUUAUCAGUGGCUUGUUUAUACUCAGGCACUUAGGAUUCAUCUUUGGUGGAGCAAUUAAGAAUUAUUCGCCUGUUUGUUGUUGCGAGAUCUUCAGGCAGAUUGUCUAUUAUUGCUGGUUUUGGUACAUGCCAAUAAAAAGAACAGAACACGCUGCGAUGGCGCAGCUUUCAUCUUAAUUGCUGUCGGUUCCUAUAGAGACAUUGCCAGACCUGUUGUGACUUUGCUACUGCAAGAUAGGCUUCAAAGGCAGAAACAUUUCUUCAUAAUUUCGAGGAAUUCUACAGACAUAGGAACAGUCACUUUUGCUCUAAGCACUUCGUCGGGCGCAAUUAUGUUGACUUCGGCCUUUGGCGGCCCACACGAAUGUCGAUGUCUGGUAGAAGGCCAUCCUAAGCUGGCGUGCAUCACAAAUUUACCAUUGUUUGAAUUCUGAACCAAAACUGUUGUUUAAUCGGGGGGCACGCUUCAUCAGCAAGUUUUGUGAGCACCAUAUUGGAAAAGAUUCAUGAAUGCGGUAUUACUUGCAAUUAAAAAUUGGAUAUGCCACAGCGUAACUCUACGCAGGCUGGUUUGCCUGAAAUUGCGUAUUAUCGCUCAUAUCUGUUCAGUUUGACCUGUAAGCCUAGCUAGAUACUAUUACGUAAUGGUUUAUUCAGAAAGCGGCUCAAUGGAUAGUUAAUUCCUGAAAUUUCCUUUUCAUAUUAGCAUCUUGUAUACCAAUUAACACUUUCUGAUGAUUCCACUUUCGUCCCAUAGUGAUCCCACAGUAGGUCAGUGACGAGGUCGUUUUUCACUCCUGCCAAUAUGGCACGCCGAUCUUCACUCUCGCUACUCGUAAUAGUUUCCUGUAAAGCGAGACAAAUUGAUUAUACCAAUAGCUGAAUGAUGAAUGUCAUAUUUGUUCUGAAUCAAAAUGAAUAUUUCAGCCGGUAUUAAACCCGCAAAUCAGGAUUCUAUGUUCUGUUCUAUGCAUUCUUUCUAUUAGGAAUAAUAAACUAAUCCGUUAGUCCAGGGCCGGCUUGCACGAACAUUUAAUAACGAAAAUAAUGACGAAUUUAAGAACGCUUCUUUGUGCGGACUAGGAGUUGUCUAGGGAUCAUUUGAGAACGUGUUCCUAAAUUCGUUACUAUUUUCGUUAUUAAAUGUUCGUGUAAGCCGCCCUAGGUCUUUAAACAAGGAGAUGAGAUGUUAUGAAAUUGCUGCCAGAGGCUUCAAAAAAAAAUAAUUCGGUCAUUGACUCUUAUGUUUUCCCUUAAUGCUAAACUGCUUGCUCAUUAUUUGAAUGCAUUUUGCACAACUCAAGCCAGCAUUCGGGGCAGGACACGAAGGUUUCCCUUUGUUGGGGGAAACAUCACCGUCGAUUACGCGCAAUAAAGCACGUUGUAUUUUA